AUGAUAAUUUUGGUAUCUCUUUUCUGCUCAAUACUCAUAAUAGGAAUUGGAAUGCUUGCUAGAAGUACUACAGGUGACAGUCCUGAAUCCUCUAACGAAGAUCUAAAUAAAUUCUAUGGGAUGUUUGCUGAACCAAUGAGUGUACAAAUGAAGCAGCUCAUUCUUGCCGCCAAAAACACCCUCAAGAAAUUGAAUGUACUCGCUGAGGAGAGAGAAGUAGUCUCAAAUCUAUUUGAGGAGAGGGUCUUGAGCGAUGAAUUCUUUAAGAGAUUCAGGAAUGCCGAAGAAGAGCUAGUCAUUGAAAAGACACUAAUUGAGAAUGAAGCAGAAGCAUUGCGCACUGGCUCAAAGGAUCAGGUGUUUUCUGAGGCAAGCAAAUUGCUUAGUGUUGAGAUUUUGGGAACAAAGAAGAAGAGGAUCUUUGAUGAGGCACUAUUCUUGAAAAAACAGGAAAAUCUAAUGAAAGACUUGAAAAGUAGAAGUAAAAAGUGA
Molecule: messenger RNA, 492 nt
Organism: Vittaforma corneae ATCC 50505
Lineage: Eukaryota; Fungi; Microsporidia; Nosematidae
Exons: 1
Coding region: 1-492 (163 amino acids)
Biological process (GO): post-translational protein targeting to membrane, translocation
Cellular component (GO): Sec62/Sec63 complex
Source: RefSeq, a predicted model, not a curated record